AUGGGCACCGUGGCUAUGCGCCGGAGAUGCGCUCGUGCCACGGCAGACGCUCUUGGCGGCCGGAUGCAGUUCAUGUUUGCGAGCACUGACGUCUCGCAGGUCAAGUCUCUGAGUUUGGACGUCUGGACGACGCAGGAGCUGGACGCACUGGCGUCGAUGGGCAACAAGAAGAACCAGCGGCUGUGGAACAGCCACAAGGAGCCGUUCCCGUACGACGAAGACGACAAGGGCGCAAUUACACUCUAUCUGCGUAACAAGUACAUAAAGGGCCUGUUCCGGAACACUCCGAUCGAUCCAGCAGACUACAGGCUGAGCAGGAGCGACAGUCGGCGCAGCGGGCGAGGCAGGGAUGAGUACGGCUCUAGCAGAGGCUUGCGGCGGGGCAGCUCGAGCCGUGGCCAGUACGCCGAUCUCUCGCGCAAGCUGAGAUACGACUAUGGGUUCGAAGACGAGGAGCGGAACUUGGACGCUCUGGAACGCAGCGGCGGCGAUAUCAAGCUCGCGCUGCGUAUUCUGGCCAAGGAGAAGGAAGAGACUCCGCCGCCGCUUCCUAGACGGAGAGCUACGGCUGGCGCUCUUCUGGACUCGGCCAAGACCGGUGCGACCGACGUCGAUUGGCUGAGCGGUGGCGGCCCGACCCAGCAGGUGCAGCAGGUGCAGCAGGCCCAGACUGGCGCCCCGGAGGUGCAGAUCUACCAGUACAUCGACCCAAACACCGGGCAGGUGUACUAUAUCGACUCGAACGGACAGCAGUAUAUGGACCAGAACCAGGCGCAGAUGGAGGCGCAAAUGCAGAUGCAAAUGCAGAUGCAGCAGAUGCAACAGCAGCAGUUGUUGCAACAAAGACAGCUGGCCAACGCUCAGGUGUUGUCUGCGUACAACCAGCCGACUGGCCAGCCGGGACAGACGGGAAUGGGCCAGGGCUUUUUCUGA
This is a messenger RNA of Ogataea haglerorum, 933 nucleotides long. RefSeq lists its product as uncharacterized. The record is from RefSeq and is a predicted model, not a curated record. Gene Ontology annotation, molecular function: protein binding; GTPase activator activity. NCBI's taxonomy places the organism in Eukaryota, Fungi, Ascomycota, Pichiomycetes, Pichiales, Pichiaceae. The transcript is spliced from 2 exons. Bases 1 to 933 code for a protein of 310 amino acids.